Messenger RNA from Sclerotinia sclerotiorum 1980 UF-70, 1161 nucleotides. RefSeq lists its product as hypothetical. Bases 1 to 1161 code for a protein of 386 amino acids. The record is from RefSeq and is a predicted model, not a curated record. Lineage: Eukaryota; Fungi; Ascomycota; Leotiomycetes; Helotiales; Sclerotiniaceae. The transcript has a single exon.
AUGGGAAGACCGAGAAAGCGGCAAUUCAUCGAAACUACUAGAGAUGAACCCAUCAAUGUACAUGGCCAGCUACAAUCUCUUCCCGAUGAUGGCACAUUACCCCCUUUCUUUGGCGAUGAACUUGAAAAUUUCGAUGGUGCCAACUUUACCGAACCAUAUUUUGCCGGUUCGAAUUUCAAUGAAUCUGGAAAUGCCCAACAAUUUACACAAGCUCUUCCUCUGGACACCUCAAAUCCUCUUUGGGCCUCGGACGCGGAGGGCGGCCAGGGUAUAUGGCAAUUCGAGGAUGCCGAUAUACUAGGUGACCCUCCUAUCGAUUUCAAUAAUACAGAUAUGCAUAAGUCUAGUGAAACCCAUCCAUUAGCCAACCAAGUGCUUGAACCAUCAACAGGAGCAAAUCUUUCAUCUUCCUCGCCUAAGAGAAGUGAUGGCCCAUCUCAAGUUUUAGGCGAUAAGUGCAGCUGCUUAUCAUCAAUGUAUUUGUCACUUUCAGCACUGCAACAGUUCCCAAGUGAAAUUGAUGAAGCUUUAAAGGUCGUUCGUGGCGCCAGUCUUGUGGCAUCAAAAGCCAUUUGGUGCCCCUCAUGUGGUGCGAUAGCUUUAAAUUCGCCUACACCUCCUAUUGAAGCAUUCCAAAACACGAUGCUUAUUGGAACCAUAUUACCUAUCAUAGCCAAUGGGUACGGUCGCUUAUUGAAGAUGGUUGAUGAAGCGACUGCCGUGGCCAUUGCCAAAGGUCAAACCAAAAUCUUUAGAUGUGGUGAUUCCGAUGGAUUAUAUGAGCACCAGAAGCCAUUUGAUCAGGCAGCAAAUUUUAUCUAUGAAGUAUUCCCUAUGGCAGGCAGAGAAAUGCAACCGGCAGAGUGGCGAACUGCCGUGAGAGCUUUAUUGCGAGGCGACAUUUAUGGUCAGGAGCAACCUGGAUACAAGUAUAAAGGGCUAAGAGAUAUCAUCUCCGAGAUGGAGCAACGACAGAACGCUCGUCAUAACAUAUUGGAUGCACAAGUAGCAGCUGGUGUGCGAUCCCUGAAACAUGACCACUUUCCGGAUUUGAAGACCGCAGAUUCGGCCGCUAAACAAUGCAAUGGAGAUAGAACAAGAACUUGUUUGGAGAUUCUCAAAAUAGCUAAGAUGGCUGUAGAUAGCAUUGUUAUUGCAUAA